AUGUUCAUCCGGAGAGCACGGUGGCUUUCCGCUCACCUGCUCGAAGACACGCGAAAAGAUCUCGGACGCCUUGGGCUCCAGACUCGCAGCAGCUGCAGGAUCCCCGCGACCGUUGAAUCUGUGCUUGCGGGCACUGCUUCCGGAGAUUCCGGCCGUACGCACAGGCAAUGUCUGGUGGCUGUCGAUCUGGACAACAUGAAUGGUUCCGUUUCCUUUAGCUUCCACUGCAGCCCAAUACACGGCAGCGACUCAAACUCCCUUCUUGGCUCGAAAUAUUCACUCAGUUCCACGGGGAGAAACCGCCCUUCCUGUGUGCGCUCCCAUUGUGGAGAGCAGCGGGGCCCCUAUAAGGCAGUGGAAAUGGACGCCUUCUCCCUUCGAGGACAAAAUGGCGUCGAAGCCGAUCGCACAGAAUCAAAGACGGCUCGGCGUGCCUGCGACUACGUAGCCGAACAGUCGUCUCCGCGUGUGGGAGAUCAAGACACUGCAGAAAACAGUUCUGCGCCUCCAUUCCUGUCGUGUUCGGAUGCUUUGUCACUUGGUCGCGCCGUCGGUCCAGCGGCAUGGAGCAUGCCGGUUUCGCAGAAAAGAACACACCAGAUUCACGCCGAGGAGAAGCGUUUCCAGGAGUCUGCAGACGACGCCACGGCGCCUGUGGAGCACGGGGCCAGCGAUCCGAGUGCACCUACGCUGCUCCGUCUGGGGGCAAACUCGUCACACUUUAUCGGACCAUUGCCAGGUGCGCUGACAGGCCUCGAAAGAGAGCGCUGGGCAGCACAAUCGACGACCUCAGAGAUGUUCAUGGCUGGGUGCAUCGCUCUCGCCUCUCAAUGCGGUUCAAAACCGGGUCCCCACGAACCAGUUGCCUCAGCCUCAUUCCUGAGAAGCGACGCUUCGCCUCGGCUAGCUUUCCAGGAGCCAGGCGCGGGAUCUGGAGAGGCGCCGGCCUAUUCUUCACAGAAACAAAGCGGCAGCAUUCCAAACUGUGAGUAUGAGUGCCGGUCGAAUUUGCUCGUGCAGAAGGACCAAACCUGUGGAAUCCGGGUCGGGUCCGAUGCAAGUGCCGGGGAGAGACGUGUGCUUAAAGCCUUUAUUUCUCUUCUCGACGCAGGACAUCAGCUGCCAGAAGAGGCUACGGCACGGACCACUUGUGGCAAUUUCCAGGGGCAUGGAACAGCAGUCCCUCCAGAAAAGAGAGUUCCGCUACCGCCGCCGGUGUUGCCCAGGGUCCAGCGCUACGAGCGCCGGCCGCAGCAUCGUGUAUCCGGAUGUGUCCCCGACGCGUCUCUGGGCAUGGCAACGCCACGGAACCGAACGACGCAGUCUGAAACGAAAGGCGACUUAAUUGUUGCAGUGGAGAACGGUGAAGUCGCCACGCGUUCGGUUGCGGGCGGCGGCAAGUGGGGCGCAGCGGCAGUUGCGAGACUGAAUGAAGCAACGCCACUCGUUCCUGGCCCGACCAGUUUCCCGCUGGGACGAACCGCGAUUGAAGGACAUGAGAAUCUGCGAAAGGCGAAUCCGACGACUGUGUGUGGCACGCGGCAAAUGUUUCAUGCGCAGGGAACUCUCCAGGGUGCAUUCGCUGCCUCUGUAGUCCACGGUUCUGAAGGAGGCUGCGAUGGCAUCACUUUUAGUUCCGGAAUCGCAUGCGGGCAGAGGCGCGCAGUGGCACGUCCAGUGCAAACGAAUUGCUCUGGACAGCCACGCGGUACAUCCAUCACAAGCGUCUCCGCAGCGCUCGGCCAUUUUGAGAGUCCGCCUUCUCGCGUCCUGUGUCGUUUUCCACCCCAGGAUUCGAUCACCCCUGUCUUCCUCUGUCAGACCCCCCUUCCUGCAUGCAGGGAAGAAAUCGAAAGUCCUUGCACCGCGGGUGCCGCAGGGCGACCAAGCUUCGGAAAGAAUGGAGAGCCUGCCGCGGGCGGCGGAAUCCGCGCAAGCUGUGCCCUCCCGAGAGCAGUCCAUUCUUCAGCAAGCAACAGAGACUCAGAUAGACCAAGGCAGAUCUUGGCAAAGGACCCAGCUUCUUCCACGUGCUCUCGCUCUCACGAGGGCCACGGAAGUAAUGCCAAACUUCGUGGCGGUAUCUGCAGCCAAACACCAGGGCGCAGUGCUCUGGCGCCUGGCUUCGGUGACGCGGGUGGCGAGGUGUAUCCAGAGAAAGAGGCUCCUCUCCCACCGUCUCACCGUAGUUCUGCGUGCGUGAAUGCCAUCCCUUUUCGGCGUGACUCCUUCCCCCUCGAUCGAUCGUUUAUGGAUGCGGCAAGGGACAGGAACAACAUUCAGGCAGAAGGCAUCGGUGAGAGUCUCGCAUUUUCCGACAGCGAUCCGACGAUGGCGCAGUCAUCUGCUGCGACGCGUUUGCUUGGACCUCCAGAAAAGGACUUCUUCCGUGUAGGCGAGGAGUGCGCCCCCCAAAAGGGUACAGCUGCAAGUGACGCCGCCGGGGGCGCGACGAAGGGUUUUCUCGGCAGCGCUCAGCAUCCACACGACUGUCGUCCCUGCGCCUUUUUCUGGGGCAAAGGAUGCCAUAAAGGAUUCGCCUGCAGGUUCUGCCACGAAGAACACGGUCCUCGUAAGAAGAAACCCAUGAAAGACCAGAAGAAUCUUAUGAUCAUUGCCCGACCCGACGGGAAGCUUGAGUUCAUCCGCUGCUCCCUCAAAGAAGCCCUGAAGGCCUGCAGUUAA
Neospora caninum is the source of this 2685-nucleotide messenger RNA. RefSeq lists its product as hypothetical. The coding region runs from base 1 to 2685 and encodes 894 amino acids. The record is from RefSeq and is a predicted model, not a curated record. The transcript has a single exon. NCBI's taxonomy places the organism in Eukaryota, Apicomplexa, Conoidasida, Eucoccidiorida, Sarcocystidae.